CCUCGUUCCGGGAUGGGCUCGCAUGGCUCGUCCGCACUCCUUCUCCUUGAAGGUCCGUUUCCACACCUGCCCCACGCCGCCUUGACCCUACCCGAGGUACUUAUAAAUCUCUACAGAACGAACUCAGUCGAGAAGAAAAGAUAGCAGAUCCAAGUGACAUUCGCAAAUUUCCGGUGAUAUUACGUAGGCGUGAAUGACUCCUCGCUUAUUAUAAUGCAUGGGCGGUUUCAGUAAGUUAGAGUUUCGGAGCCGGUGUCGGUGUUAGUAGCGCUUUUCCAUGUUUCCCUUAAUCGGCUUGUGCAGGAAGGUAGCAGAAGAUGAGCGACGAUCUAAUGCUAACGGCAGAGAUGAAUGGAAAACUGAAAUUUAAGUUUCUGCGGAUCGCAUUAAAACAGGAGUGAAAAGAUCUGAAGAAGGGGGAGCCUAUGGCGGAGAAGAAAGGGAUAUGUCCUGAUACAAACCAUACUAUGUCCGGGAACCCCACAGUGGCGGGUUUGAUGUUCUCAAUCGGAGUCGUGGGAAACCUAAUUGCCUUUUUACUUCUGGAGGUCCAUCGGAGGAGGGAGCAGGUCCGGCAGCGCCGGUCGCUGUUCCACAUACUGGUGACUGUACUUGUGGUUACGGACCUUUUGGGAACCAUAUCCGUAAGCCCAUUAGUAUUGGCUUCUUACGCGACAAACGUGUCCCUGGUGGGAAUGAAUAAAGAUAAGUACGUCUGUACAUACUUCGGAUUUAGCAUGACCUUUUUAAGCCUGAGUACUUUGGCCAUUCUUUUCACCAUGGCUCUGGAGCGCUGGAUCUCAAUUGGACAUCCUUAUUUCUACGAGAGGCACGUUACCAAGCGUUACGGAUACAUCUCGGUAGCUUUCAUAUUCAUCGUUUCCAUCUGUUUCUCCGUGUUACCCUUAAUAAACUUCGGGGAAUUUGUGCAGUACUGCCGGGGCACCUGGUGCUUCAUUCACAUGCAACACGAAAUGAUCCAGCACAAAGUUUACGCCAUCCUGUAUGCCACUAUUAUGCUCCUCAUGAUAUCCUCGACAGUACUGUGUAACGUGUCCGUCAUCUGUCACUUGGUCCUCAUGUACCGGAGGCGCAAACUCCAUCAAGGAUCCGUAGCAAAACGGAGCCGGCGGUUUAAAAGGUCUAUGUCAGAAGAAGUGGAACAUAUGAUCCUAUUGGUGUUCAUGACGGUAGCUUUCGUCAUUUGCUCGGUUCCACUAAUGAUUCGUGUGUGCAUCAGGACAGCAUCCAAUUAUGAAGGUGGCUCCGAGAAUGACCUUAGAGCUCUACACCUUCUCUCCGUGAACCCUAUCAUAGAUCCCUUGGUCUAUAUCAUCCUUAACCCGUCUGUACUGCGCUUCCUGCGCAGGAACUUGUGCAAACAGGCCCAGCGAAGCAGGCAUGGAGUGGAUGAAGAUGUGGGCACCCCAUCGAGGCUGUCCAAUCACAGCUCCUCUGUGGAGCUCAGCAAAUUCCAGAUCAUACAAUGGGUUAACUAACCGAAUGCCAGACAAGCAAUUCGCAGAUCCCAGAAGACUCUACUUGACUGCCAUUUCUGUAAUGUGUCCUCUUUAUAACCGGACAAUUUCUGGCACUCUUUCACGGAUCCCAUCGACCGCGAACGCAAACAGCAUAUACCGGCUCUAGAGAAGGUUCUCGGGAUUUAUGAGUGCGCAAGUGGCUAUGGAAGUGGGCUACACCCCUCUGACUUUGCCAGAGCUUGACAACAUGACUGUAAGACUUUGAUAGUAUGCAUCACUCUCAUUAAUGUUUAAUUGCAAAGUUAUUUGUAAAAUAAAUCAAAAUGUUUUACUCUUA
Molecule: messenger RNA, 1818 nt
Organism: Brienomyrus brachyistius
Lineage: Eukaryota; Metazoa; Chordata; Actinopteri; Osteoglossiformes; Mormyridae
Product: prostaglandin E2 receptor EP2 subtype-like
Exons: 2
Coding region: 426-1499 (357 amino acids)
Biological process (GO): positive regulation of cytosolic calcium ion concentration; inflammatory response; cellular response to prostaglandin E stimulus
Cellular component (GO): plasma membrane
Molecular function (GO): prostaglandin E receptor activity
Source: RefSeq, a predicted model, not a curated record